This is a messenger RNA of Hibiscus syriacus, 769 nucleotides long. Its product is annotated as thioredoxin M3, chloroplastic-like. Lineage: Eukaryota; Viridiplantae; Streptophyta; Magnoliopsida; Malvales; Malvaceae. Gene Ontology annotation, molecular function: oxidoreductase activity, acting on a sulfur group of donors, disulfide as acceptor. The transcript has 2 exons. Gene Ontology annotation, cellular component: cytoplasm. The coding region runs from base 61 to 540 and encodes 159 amino acids. The record is from RefSeq and is a predicted model, not a curated record.
CGUGGAAAGGUAAAAGCAAGAAAAAUCUCCCAAAACCAAACAGAUUCAAACCUUUCUUCAAUGGCUUCUUCUACCUUGAUUACUCCCUCUUAUUUUGCUUCCACGACACUUCUCCCCUUCGCCUGCAACCUCAGCUCUUCAAGGAUCUCAUUCCCUUCGAAAAACGCCUCCUAUAGCCUCCCUAAACCUCUCGAGGCAUUCUCUUCUCCUGAAUCCAAAGCUGCAGUUGUUACUAAAGACACAUGGGAGAAAUCAAUAUUGAACAGCGAUUCCCCAGUUCUCGUCGAAUUUUAUGCAAGCUGGUGUGGCCCCUGUAGAAUGGUUCACCGGAUUAUCGAUGAGAUUGUAGGGGAGUAUGCCAAGAGACUCAACUGCUUUAUUCUCAAUACGGACAAUGACUUUCAAAUUGCAGAGGAUUAUGAAAUUAAGGCUGUACCGGUCGUGUUGCUGUUCAAAAACGGAGAGAAGCGAGAGUCCAUUGUCGGUACCAUGCCAAAGGACUUCUAUAUAGCUGCUAUAGAGAGGGUUCUGAAGUCUUAAAACAAUGAUAAUACUGCAUAACUGGAAUCUCCGGUAAAGGUUUCAGGUUUUCUUGCAUAUAUAUUUUGUUAACCGGAUCAUGAAUGCAUAAACUGUGCAUCAUUUAGUUGUAUCUUGCUGGUUUCUAUUAACACCAUAGCCUGGAAAUGUUUGGUUUGAUCCUUCUUGGUUCAUGGUUUUCCAUUUUUCAACUAAAAUUGGUACCUUAAAACUUUAAACUGUUCUCUCU